This is a messenger RNA of Chelmon rostratus (copperband butterflyfish), 636 nucleotides long. It is a transcript of the gene thrsp, whose product is annotated as thyroid hormone responsive. Gene Ontology annotation, cellular component: cytosol. The record is from RefSeq and is a predicted model, not a curated record. NCBI's taxonomy places the organism in Eukaryota, Metazoa, Chordata, Actinopteri, Chaetodontiformes, Chaetodontidae. The coding region runs from base 220 to 636 and encodes 138 amino acids. Gene Ontology annotation, biological process: regulation of lipid biosynthetic process. The transcript has a single exon.
GGUUGUGUAAAUCAAACAAAGAUAAGGGUUUGACUCCACAUAGCACUCAAAUCAUUCCUAUGUGUAUCGGAUGAUGUAAUUACGUAAUUGCACUGAUCAACCCACCUGUGUUCAUCAUAUAAAUACACCAGUACCUGCUCUCAGGGCUUUGCACUGCACACUGCUUCCUACUGUCAGCCACCACAGCACAGGAACAGUCAACCACAUCCAACUGAAACGAUGCAGCAUGCCGAGGCCAAGUUCAACAAAAACAGCCUGCUCUUGGCUCUGAGACGAUACAGCUCAGCUGUCAGUGACAUGGAGCAGACCAUUCUCCUGCCGAACCUGCUGAGAGAUGUGCCCUCCGAUGAGGUGUGGGACUGUGAUGCAGCAGAGGAGUCCUGCAGAGAUCUGUAUGACAACUACCUGAUGCUCAAGGCCAUAAGAACCACAGUGGAGAGCGGUCUGAUUCCCCUGGAUGACCACAAAGCCAAGAACAACACUAUGCUCAAGACCCUGGAACCUCUUUUGGACACAGAACCUGAAGCUCUCUUUCGCUUCCACCUGAGAGGACUGUUUUCUGUGAUGACUGACCUCACCAAGAAGACUCGGAACGUAACUGAGAAAUAUAUGGACAUAAUUGGAGUGGCAAAUUAG